UAAGCCAAAAGAUGAUGAAUUUUGCUGUUCCACUCGCAAAAACCCUCAGAUCACACAUGCUUAGCUUUUCAUUAUUUAGGUCUUUAGUGUCACUUUUAGGAAGGAGGGUAAGGUGUUUCUACUGACUUCUUUCUUUUGCAAUUUUAUUGUCAAUUUCAGUUGCGUUUGUUGCUUUUAGAGUAGCCUAACAGACACUCUGGAUCAUUGUAUUUCGGUUUAACACACACGUCAGAUACAGCUUCCUCAGCGAGCAGAUGGUACACACUUUUCAAAAUUAUAACAAAGGAGGACUUAUACAAACACUUUUCCAAGGAUGAUGAUGUGCUCUCGUUUGAGUCCCUUGCUCCCUCACCUCUUGUCGUUGAGGCUGCUGGGUACUGCGGCCUCCAGGACGGUGCCGGUCAAGCAGCCCAACCUUCUCUCAGCGACUCUGGCCUUUGAGGAUCCCAGUGCCUUCAGGGUGAAGAGUUUGGUUGAGCUAAUCCGUGCUCUGGGCGUCUUCCGACUCUGCUCCUUCCCUCUGCUGGUUAACAACUGUGGGAAGCUGAUGUCGGUAGCACGCACCCUCUUGGGGAGGAGGGGGUUUUCCUUGCUGCUGCGACCCACUGUGUAUGCCCAGUUUGUGGCCGGAGAGAACGAGAGUGAGAUCUCUCAGUCCAUGGAGAAGUUGAGCUUGCUGGGACUGAGGCCCAUGCUGGCAGUACCCAUUGAGGAGGAUCUGGGAGAAAGCACUGGAGAGAAGAGAUAUGACGACAACAUGGAGGCCAUGUUGGAAUGUGUACGAAUGUCCUACAGCAACGCUUGGAGCAAAGACCCGAUGAUGCAGCUGAAGAUCACAGCCCUGCUCAGCCCGGAGCUGUGUGUGAAACUCACAACCCUCAUCGCACAACAACCAUACGACCUGAAUCUCCUUGUCAGAGCUAUGGAUGGAGAGCCAAUCAGCUUUCCUGGUCUAGAUGAAAGUGAAGUUACCCAUUUCCUCUGUGGCCUGCACAGACUCAACAAAAUAGGAGAGGCAAGUGUGAACAAAGUCCGAGUCCUGGUUGAUGCAGAGUACACCUACAUGAACCCUGCCCUCUCUCUUGUCACCAUGGCAAUGAUGAAGAAGUUUAACAAAGAUGGAGCCUGGAUUUGGAAUACAUAUCAGUGUUACCUGAAGGAGUCUAGGUCUCUCCUGUUAGAAGCUCUGCGUCUGUCCAAGGAUGAGGGUUUCUGUCUGGGAGUCAAGCUGGUACGAGGAGCCUACAUGGACAAAGAGAGGAAGCUGGCAGAGAAAGAGGGUCGUCUGGACCCCAUCCACAAGAGCUGGGAGGACACCAAUGACAGUUACAACGGCUCACUGGAUGUGAUGCUGGAAGUCAUAUCCCAGAGACCGGAGCGCUACAGGAUCAUAGUUGCCUCUCACAACGAGGAGUCAGUGAGACGAGCCGCCAAACGGAUUGAAGAGUUGGGGAUAGACAAAGAUGGAGGCUCAGUGUGUUUCGGCCAGCUGCUGGGCAUGUGUGAUCACGUCUCCCUUACACUAGCUAAGGAGGGUUAUGCCAUUUACAAGUCAGUGCCGUACGGCUCAGUGGAAGACACGCUCCCCUACCUGGUGCGUCGGGCUCAGGAAAAUCGCACCGUGUUGCAGGGAAUCCGCAAAGAGAGGGACCUACUAAGGCAAGAGCUCUACAGGAGACUGAGCCUGAGGAGAUGCAGCUAGCAGUCCACCAGCACAGAGGGAAAACAGAGAAGAGGCAUUGGUGUGGUUAUAUUAAGGUUCUCAAUCAGGAAAUGGUGUAGAAUAAGGAAGCCACAUGGGAACACGGUUGGCCAGUUGAACAAAAGAAAAGUUCAUAUCCAUGUACACUUAAGCUACAUACUGUAUCUCUGGGGUUGUUAAGAUUGUAAUACCCAAAGAGCUCAUUUGAAAACCAUAACCUACUGUAUACUGAUGAAGAAUUUAAGUGAAUGUAAAUUAACUUGCAAUAGAUAAAGUAGUUUUGAUCUAAAUUACUGUGUGUAUCGUAAACUGAACAAUGAUCUGAUGACAACUAAGAACAAUAAGUGCAACUAUGUUUUUUUAGUUUUAUGGACAAGUUGUUAAAAAUACGCAUUUCAAAUAGGCCUACAUGUAAUAUUGCUGCUGCACAUUAAAAACAGUCAAUAUCUUUUGUUUUAUAGUAUUAAACUACAUAAAUGUAUGAAAUACUUAUUUUCACUUUUGCCUGCUGGUCUAGUGAAGCAACAUUUGGAUGCACAAACUGAAGUCAAAGUGAGGUACUUAUCCAGUUAUCCAUGUGAUAAGAAACACAUUGCCAAACAACAAAACUGGUAUUGACUGUUGAAAAGGUUCAGUGUGGAUAUUUAUUCUAAAAUGCAAUUUUAAUAAACAGAUUUCCAUCAGUUCUUGAAA
This is a messenger RNA of Siniperca chuatsi (mandarin fish), 2395 nucleotides long. RefSeq names its product proline dehydrogenase 2 (gene prodh2). The transcript is spliced from 10 exons. Gene Ontology annotation, molecular function: proline dehydrogenase activity; FAD binding. The record is from RefSeq and is a predicted model, not a curated record. Gene Ontology annotation, cellular component: mitochondrion. Bases 314 to 1702 code for a protein of 462 amino acids. NCBI's taxonomy places the organism in Eukaryota, Metazoa, Chordata, Actinopteri, Centrarchiformes, Sinipercidae.